Wallemia mellicola CBS 633.66 is the source of this 2237-nucleotide messenger RNA. RefSeq lists its product as hypothetical. The transcript has 4 exons. Lineage: Eukaryota; Fungi; Basidiomycota; Wallemiomycetes; Wallemiales; Wallemiaceae. Bases 33 to 2132 code for a protein of 699 amino acids. The record is from RefSeq and is a predicted model, not a curated record. Gene Ontology annotation, molecular function: protein binding.
GUCAUUUAGGACAUACGCCUAUAUAUUCACCCAUGCCUCCGUCAGAACGUACAACACGUUCACCAUUACAGUCGUCUAUUUCACCAUCAAAUGAUUACCUUGCAGAUAUCACACAAGGACGCACAAUAGCUGGACUAAGUAUAGCAGACACGAAAUGGGAUUUAGAAACAGCAGACAAUGAUCCAGCUGCACUAGACGAAGAUUUCCUUGAAACUUUACAACUACUCUCUUCACAACAUUCAUCAACUAUUAUCAGCUAUAAGCGUCUCUUGGAAAGCUCGCAAGGUAGCUCAGCGGCGCAAUUAUAUGCUUUACAAGCUGAAAUACGUGAUAUGAAAUAUGAAUUGAGUCGUUUAGAGAAAGAGAAUCAUGAUUUAAAAAUAAAUAGACCAGUUACAAUGCAGAAUUUCUCAUCGCGUACUGAUCUUUCAAACAUACUUCGACCAAAUUUUGAUGAAAUUGCUGUGAAAAGAGCAGUUAAACAAUUGCACCAAGAUGAACGAUUAAGACUCCUAAGAGUAGUACUAGAGAGCGCAUUACCACAUGAUAUCUCAACAACAAUAAGGAUGCUUGAGAAAUACGCAGCUAGCGCUUUCGAUGUUUUGGGUACGCUCCCUGAAGGAAUUUCAACAGAAAUUCUGUCAUAUCUGGAUGUAAAAGAAGCUCUGAACUGUAAACUCAUCUCAAAACGUUGGUACGAAUUAAUGAAACUUCCUCAACUAUGGCGCGCUUUUGUCUUGCGCUUGACAGCUUCAGAUCCUGAUCCAGUCGUACCACCUGAAAACGAAGAAAAUUGGGAGUCCCUCUAUAGAGCGCUUCACUUUAGAGAACGAAACUGGUCGAAAGGUAUAGCCCAAUCGAUAAAGUUCUUACCGGGACAUACAAAUUACGUCACAUCUAUGCAGCUCAAAGGUGGCAUUCUCGUUACUGGAUCCUACGACCAAACAUUGCGCAUAUGGGAUCUCAAGAAUGGAGGCGAAUGUAAGAGCAUUUUACAAGCCAAAGCUAUUAGUUGUUUAGAUUACCUCCCAAAUCAUAAAAUCUUAGCAGCUGGUUAUUUUGACGUUGGUCGGGUAGUCGUCUACUCGACAUUGACAAACCAGCCAUUGCAGAUGUUACAGGGUCAUAAUAGGGGUAUUCGCGCAGUCGCUUGUAAUGACGAGUUCCUUGUCUCUGCUGGUCAAGAUAAAGCACUCGUCGUUUGGAAUUGGAGAACAGGCGAUAGAAUAGCUCGCUUCGGUCAACAAACUAACGUUUCAAUUGGUGUUCAACUUAUAGAUGCGGAUAAAUUCAUAGCUGUCACCGUAGACUCCAUCAUACGUUGUUUUUCAAUAACAAAACGUGAAAUGACAUCGCAAUAUAGAUUAUCAUCGUUAUCACCAGAACUAAGUGGAAUUGGUUACACUGCUGACACAAUGCUAACAUGGUUCGGUGCUGAAGGUCUCAGCAUGACAUGCGCAACGAAGAAUCACCUUAUUCAUCUCCAAUGGGAUGAAGGUGAAGAGGAAGUAGUGCUCAGUGCUCCAGCUCCAGCGGCACCUGCACCUACUUCCACACUUAAGCCGCGCACAUCCAGGGCCUCAAUUGGUGCGCCACUCGCCAAGAACGGCAGAAGUGGUCCACGUAAAUCAGGAAUACUGCCACCACCAAUACGCAAGAAUAGCUCUGAUGAGACGGCCUCAGAUGUUAACAGUACACAGUCGACUUCCAACCCAAGUGCGCAUUCUUCAGUCCAAUCGGGUCAAACUCAAAUUAAGAAGAGAAGUGCGCCAAUAUUGAUUAAAGCGCCAAAAGUUGUACAAAUUACUCACACCCAAAAUAUGGCACCAGUUGGUGCAACUGAUGUUUCUAAACAUAGAGUCGUCACUUCAACUCGUUUCUCAUCUCGUUCAGGUGCAGAUAGAAGAUUAUUCUGUUCAACGUUAGGUGAAACCGUACCUAUUACUGGUGUUUGGGAGGAACUCUCUCCACGUCCUGAGGAAGUCACUAGCGAGGAAGCGAAAGAGUCGCUCGCGAAUAGUAAUAGAGGUCCAUUAUCAAUUUGCAUUGAUCACCAGCAGGCUGUAUUCGGCUGUGCAGAUGGAACUGUAUACAGUUUGUCAUUCGUUGGUGAAACACAACCAUCUUCUUAACUAUAUCAACAACAUGCAUACCAAAAGAACAGUAAAAUAUACAAAAAGGAUAGUAAUACCCGCUUUAUCUUCUAAAAUUUCUUGUCAUGACAUAUUUCAAUGAAU